UCACCUCGUUGCUCCCUUCACACGUACACCAUCUUCCAGUGUGAGUGGUUCUCCUAAAGUUGCUCCGCCGGGUUGGUGAAGCAUAACUACCACUGCGUCGUCGCCCACAUAAACCCCCGAGAGUUCUUCACGAUGUCUCUGCAGCGUCAAGUGAUGGUUAAGAUGAUGGGGAAGCGUGAUCACGACCAGGAGCAGGAGGCUUUAGAUUGGAUCUUCACGGUGCUGGGAGAACCCGUCCCCCAUGGAGACUUCGGAGACGUCCUUCGGGACGGUCAGGUGUUGUGUCGACUCAUGAACAAGCUGUCUCCUGGCUCCAUCCCCAAGAUCAACAACUCAACCAUUCAGUUCAAGAUGAUGGAGAACAUCAACAACUUCUCCGCUGCGAUGAGACAGUAUGGAGUGAGCAUCCAAGACCUCUUCCAGACGGCCGACCUCUUUGAGAAGAAGGACCUGGGAACCGUCUGUACCGCUCUCUUCUCCCUUGGACGAGCGACGUACCUGCACCCAGAGUGGCCUGGUCCCUGGCUGGGUCCUCGCCCCGCAGAGGAGAACAAGCGCGAGUUCUCGGACGAGGUGCUGGCGGCUUCAAAGACGGUCAUCGGACUGCAGGCGGGCUCCAACAAGGGCGCCACCGCAUCAGGCCAGAACGUGGGAGCCCAGCGCCGCGUCAUCAUCGGAAAGUAAGGCUCUUAGGGGAGGAAACUAGCAGCCGGCAGCCACAACACGGACUUCAGCUACCGGCACACAUCGCUCGGAUUGUCGCUACCGGCAAACACCGCCCGGACUGUUGCUACCAACUAGAGCACUGUCACGCCUCACCUCCUGUCUGCCUGACUCCUCCUCCAUAGCAUUCACCAGUAUCUACACAGUACCUGCAGUGCUUUUAUUGAUCUGUUCUGUUGAUAAAGUUUAUCCACAAGUGAAACUUAUUUAUUAUUGCGUGAAAUAGUUCAUGCUGUUGUCUUUAUUAGACACGCUGCAUUAUUCCAGUAGUCCCUUGGGACAAAAGACUAUUGACUAGAUCUGGAGAAGUUGUAGUGUAAGUGUGACAGUUCCCAGUAUGGUAACACUGGCCCGGAUGAUGCCAUUACCAAUUGUUCAUCAACGAACCUAAAAUAGAAAAUAAUAAAGCCUUUGGAUAAAAAUAUUUUUUAUGCAACCAAUUUUGAUGGGAGUUACUGACGUAUAUAGAUAAUUUUAGCCUAUAUUACAAAUAUUGCUGCCAAAUAAAAUCUACCGCACGUCACUCGUAAUCUGAGAAAACACGAUAAUAUAUAAUUCUGCAAAAACAAGGUGAUCAUGCUUUUGUUUUUCACUUUUUAAAAAGACAUUUGAGCUCAAACAACGUGAUCACAGGGACCCUUUAAAACAUUGAAACAAAAUCAACACGACCACAUGGACCCUCCAGAACAUUUAAACAAGAGCAACACGACCACAUGGACCCUCCAGAACAUUUAAACAAGAGCAACACGACCACAUGGACCCUCCAGAACAUUUAAACAAGAGCAACACGACCACAUGGACCCUCCAAAACAUUUGAUAAAAAGCAACAUAACCUCGCGGCCUGAACAAUGUAAGAUGUGCUGUAAUUGACAGCGAGUAUACUCAGGCCGCCACUUUGUGUAAACUACUGUAAACUGUUUCUUGUGUUAUUUGGCUAAUCAAUAAAUUAAUCAAAGGUC
Molecule: messenger RNA, 1682 nt
Organism: Procambarus clarkii (red swamp crayfish)
Lineage: Eukaryota; Metazoa; Arthropoda; Malacostraca; Decapoda; Cambaridae
Product: muscle-specific protein 20
Biological process (GO): actin filament organization; actomyosin structure organization
Cellular component (GO): actin cytoskeleton
Molecular function (GO): actin filament binding
Source: RefSeq, a predicted model, not a curated record